AUGUAUCACUACGAUGGAAAUGGACAAUCUCCUAAUUAUUGCCAAUAGGAGAAACUAGUCGCCAAGGUAGUCAGGAAAAAUGCCCAACAAUGUCCUGCAAUUAAGAACCACACCUCUGUGCAUUACAAGAAUUAAAUUAUAAUUUUCGGGGGAUAUGAUUCUAAGAAGAAUCACCAUGAUAUUCACAUCUACAGGGAUGGACAAUGGACCAAGUGCAAGGCUAAUGGUAAGAUCCCUGAAAGUAGAAAUGGUCAUUCUGCAACUGUGGUCGACAAUAAAAUGUUUGUGAUCGGAGGCUGGUUAGGAAGUGGAACCUAUGCAAGUGGAGAAGUCUAUGUUCUAGACCUCGAUACUCUGACAUGGACAUUAGUAAAUACAAUCGGAGAAGUAAUCGCAAUUAUUAAGUAGAUUCCUGGUCCAUGUAAUAUGCACAGUGCUGAUCUUAUUGGUUAAUUGAUCUACAUCUUCAGGGGUGGAGACGGCAAGGAUUAUCUCAACGACUUACACAGUUUCGAUGCAAAUACCAAUAUUUGGAAAUUCAUACAAACUCCUGAUAAGGAUAAACCCCCUCCAAGAGCCAAUCAUAGUUCUACAGUUUGGGAAAACAAACUCUUUAUUUUUGGAGGAUGGGACGGCAAGAAAAGAUUAAAUGAUCUCUAUUCUUACGAUACAUCCUCUAAUAAAUGGAGUGAAUUAAAUGCUGCCUACUCACCCAGUGCAAGGGCAGGAAUGUGUAUGACAACUAUAAACAAUAACAUCUAUUUAUUUGGAGGCAGUGGACCAUAAACAACUUGUUUCGGGGAUUUAUAAUGCUAUGAUCCAAUUAAAAAUCAAUGGACAAUUGUAGAAUUGUAAGACGAAGAACACUUUGAUAAAGCCAGAGCUGGUCAUAGCAUGACAGCUAUGGGUAAUCUAAUUUAUAUUUUCGGUGGGUCUUGUGGUACUUAGUACUUUAGAGACUUUUUUAUCAUUGAUACUAUCACUCCUCCCAAUAUUCAUAUCCUGGAUUUCAACAAUAUUUAAGUGAAUAACUAUUUUAAGUAAUUCUACAAUUCUCCUAAAUACAGUGAUCUCAUCUUUUUCGUUGAGGGUCAAUAAUUUUAUGCACAUAAACUAUUAUUAUCUAGAUAUUAAAACUUCUCUAAGCUUUUCGAAUCGGAAUAGCAGAAUGAAGAAUAGAAAAUAUACAUCAAAGAUACUUCUGCUGCAGUAUUUGAAUAAUUACUAUUGUAUAUAUACACAGGAGAACAACCAAGUGAUCAAUUUUCAACCUGUUUACAAUAGGUCAAAUCUUUGUUAUCGACUGCUGAUUACUAUAUGUUAGAAGAUUUGAAAUCCUUAUGUGAGAAGAUUCUUUGCAAUUUCAUUGAUCAAAACUCUGUCUCUCAAUUAAAAUCAUUUGCUGAAUUAUCUAAUGCUACUUAACUAUACAAGUAUUGUGAUUGGUACCAAACUCAUCAUCUGUGA
Paramecium tetraurelia is the source of this 1467-nucleotide messenger RNA. RefSeq lists its product as uncharacterized. Lineage: Eukaryota; Ciliophora; Oligohymenophorea; Peniculida; Parameciidae. Gene Ontology annotation, molecular function: protein binding. The transcript is spliced from 3 exons. The record is from RefSeq and is a predicted model, not a curated record.